Molecule: messenger RNA, 739 nt
Organism: Vigna umbellata (rice bean)
Lineage: Eukaryota; Viridiplantae; Streptophyta; Magnoliopsida; Fabales; Fabaceae
Source: RefSeq, a predicted model, not a curated record
GAUCAGGUUCAUGGAAACGCCGUUCCAGGUGUAGCUUUGCAGAAACUAACUUCUUAUCUCAUGAAUCUGUUAUCGUACAUUAGAUAUGCACAAGCAUGAAAGAUAAGAGUUAUAAUAUGAUAACAUAGCAUGUCAAAUCCAAACACGUUCUUUACAGUGAUGGUAGGUUUGUUCCUUCUAUAGGAGUCAAGAUUCUCCUGACUGGAGGAAUCCUGGAAAUAAUUUGUUUGUUAAUUUCCUGCCCUGGUGGACAACUGAGAGUGAUCUUCAGCAGCUUUUCAGUACACAGGGAGAGGUUGUCGACAGCCACUUGGUGAGAGAUUUUCACACCAAGGAAUCUCGUGGAUUUGCUUUUGUCACUAUGGCAACUACAGAUGACGCUGAGCGCUGUAUCAAGGAAUUCGAUCACACGGUUCAAUUUGAUCGGGUGAUAGUUGUGGAAAGGUCAAUGAGACAGUGUCCCAGGACUCCAACUCCUGGCAAGUACAGUGGUACAAGAUACGACCAUGAACCGAGAGGGAGACAAACUCUUAGUCAUUCACCUAGGCAACAGCGGGAUAAACAUCGUUAUUCAAGGGACCGAUCUCGUAGUCUGUCACCUGUAAGAAAGGAGGAUAGAUAUCGUUUUUCAAGGGAUCGAUCUCGUAGUCAGACACCGAUACAAAAGGAGGAUAGUAAUUCAAGGGACCGGCGAGGAAGAUCACGUUCUCCACGAUCACAUAGGAGGCAGAGGGAUUAG